AUGACACAAACCUUACAAAUCAAAACAAAUCCAGAUCUUAGUUAUAACAAGAUACAGUUUAUUGGAAAGAAAACACUCAAGAGCUCUUUAAAAUUAAAGAAUCUGCAACUGGAUCAUAAUGAAAUAACUUGUGUAUCAGAUCAAGCUAUAAGAGGAUUACAUGAGAUGGAAAUAUUAACAUUAAGUAACAAUAAUAUCACAACUUUACCUAAAGAUGUGUUUUCUGUUAUGUCCAAAUUGAGAGUUUUACGUAUCAGUGAAAAUAAAUUAGUAUGUGACUGUCAUCUAGCAUGGUUAGCACGAUGGCUUCGUAACCAACCAACUUUAGCUUUAUUUACUGAAUGUGCUAAUCCACCACAUCUCAAGAACAAGGAAUUAGCAGAAUUACAAGAAAGUGACUUUAAAUGUAUUGAUGGUAUUAGAGAUCAUCACCAUAAUCAGAACUGCAUUGUUGAUAAUUUAUGUCCACAUAAAUGUACAUGUACUGAAGGUGUUAUAGACUGUCGUAAUAAAGGACUGUCACAAAUACCAGAUAAUAUACCAGAGACAGCAACUGAAAUUCGUAUGGAACAAAAUCAUAUAACCCAAAUUCCUUCUCGAAUAUUUGAAGAUAUGAAAAAACUAAGAAGAAUUGAUUUCAGUAAUAACCAGAUAUCAUAUUUGGCACCCGAUGCCUUCUCUGGUUUACAUUCUCUUAGUUCACUUGUUUUAUAUGGUAAUAAAAUAACAGAUUUACCCCCUGGUGUAUUUAAUGGAUUAUAUAAAUUGCAAUUAUUAUUGUUGAAUGCCAAUAGAAUUGUAUGUGUGAGAGUGGAUGCCUUCAAAGAUUUACAAAGCUUAAAUCUAUUAUCUUUGUAUGAUAAUAAGAUUCAAUCAUUAGCCAAUGGAACUUUUACACCAUUGAAAAAUAUUCAAACUUUACAUUUAGCAAGGAAUCCAUUCAUUUGUGAUUGUAAUUUAUAUUGGUUAGCCAAGUAUUUACAGUUAAAUCCUAUAGAAACAAGUGGGGCUCGCUGUGAAUCUCCUAGACGAAUGAGUAGAAAAAAGAUUGGCACUGUUAAACCUAACAAAUUUAAAUGUAAAGGUGCUGAAGUUCAUAGGACAGUUAAUGCUGGUACUUGUAUGAUUGAUAGAGAAUGUCCUGAACAAUGUACCUGUGUUGGUACUAUAGUUGACUGUUCUGGUAGAGAUCUGAAAGAAAUACCAGAUUUUUUACCAAUGUACACAACAGAAUUGAAACUGGGUAACAAUGGAAUAACCAAAAUCAAGGCUGAUGGAUUAUUCACUAAAUUAUCAAACCUGCAAGUUUUAGAGUUAAAUGAUAAUAAGAUAGAAAUGAUAGAAGAUGGAACAUUUAUUGGUGCCAGUAAACUCACUGAUUUACAAUUAACAAAUAAUAGAUUAACACAGUUAUCUGGAAAAGUUUUUACUGGGCUAGAAAAUGUUAAAACUCUAAUGAUUCGAGGAAAUAAAGUUACCUGCAUCAAUAAUUCUACAUUUACAGAAACUCCCAGAUUACGACUUCUAUCAAUCUAUGAUAAUCAAAUAAGAUGUAUCAUGAAAGGAUCAUUUGACAGAUUAUAUUAUUUAUCUACAUUAAAUUUGAUGGCAAAUCCCUUCAAUUGCAAUUGUCAUCUAGGAUGGUUAUCAAAUUGGUUGAAGCAACGCAAUGUGAUCACAGGAACACCAACAUGUUUUGCUCCUCAUGCUUUGAAAAAUACUCCAAUACAAGAUUUAAAAGACAAAGAUUUUGUUUGUGAAGAAAAUAAUGAAAUUGGUUGUAAUGUUGGACCUGCUUGUUGCCAUGAUAGUAAUAUGUUAACAGAAGAGAAUAGUUGUGAUCCCAGAGCAUAUUGUCCACCAAAAUGUACAUGUAAGGGAACUGUUGUUAGAUGUAGUAGAAAAGGUUUAACAGAAAUACCAAAAUAUAUUCCCCUAGACACAACAGAGCUGUAUCUUGAUGUCAAUGAAAUUACUAGAAUACCAGAAGAAAUUGGUUUACUUACUAAAUUAAACAGACUAGAUUUAAGUCACAAUAAAUUGUUAACAUUACAAGAAUCAGUGUUUGGUAAUUUGACUAAUCUCAAUACAUUAAUUUUAAGUUAUAAUGAACUACAAUGUGUAGCACCAUCAAGUUUCAAAUCUUUGAAAAAUCUCAGAAUUUUAUCACUACAUAAGAACAAUAUAUCUAGUAUACCAUAUGGUUCCUUUAAAGAUUUGGUGUCUCUUGAUCAUAUUGCCUUAGGUGGUAAUCCAUUACACUGUGACUGUAAUUUGAAGUGGCUAUCAGAUUGGAUUAAAGAUGAUUUCAUUGAACCAGGUAUUGCUUUAUGUGUCGGACCACCUCAAAUGAAGGACAAACUAUUGUUGACUACAGAAUCAAAAUAUUUUGAAUGUUUGGAAUCUUUGGAUCCAAAGGUGACAGAGAAAUGUAAUGUUUGUUUGAACAACCCUUGUUCUAAUGGUGGUACAUGUCAUACUGUAGAGUUUAAAAAUUUUACGUGUGAAUGUACUACAGCUUUCCAUGGUGAACGUUGUGAACGUCAGAUUGACGCCUGCUUUGGAAAUCCUUGCAACAAUGGUGGAAAUUGUGAGGUACUUGAACAUGGCAGAUUUAGAUGUCAUUGUUUAGAUGGGUUUAAAGGUGAUAGGUGUGAAACCAAUAUAGAUGAUUGUGUUCAAAAUAAAUGUCAAAAUGGAGCAACGUGUGUUGAUGAAAUUAUGUCUUACUCUUGUCAUUGUACACAGGCCUUUACUGGUAAAAGAUGUGAAAAUAAAAUCCCAUUCUGUAAAGAAGGUUAUAAUUAUUGUCAUAAUGGUGCUACUUGUGUUAGUAUGAAUACAGAUUAUAGGUGUGAUUGUCAACCAGGAUUUUCAGGGAAGAAUUGUUCUCAAAAUGUAGAUGAUUGUAAGUCUCACGUAUGUCAAAACGGAGCAACUUGUGUGGAUGGCUUAAAUACUUACGCUUGCAUGUGUCCAUCAGGGUAUUCUGGACAACAUUGUGAGAUUGCACCAGUCGUUCCCAUCUAUAACUUCUGGAAUCCUAACAAGCAAAUGUCGGGUGCCUGCAAGAACCACGACUGUCAGAAUAAUGCUGUCUGCUUCAUGCCACGUGGUGCUACGGAGUCCACUGACUAUCAGUGUCGAUGUGCACCAGGUUUUGAUGGUAAAAAAUGUGAAAAACUAGCAAGUGUGUCAUUCAAACAUAAAGAUUCUUACAUCCAACUGCCUAACGUGGACUUUCGUAAAGGUGUCAAUAUCACAAUUGUGUUUAAAACUGAAUCUUCCACAGGUAUUCUUUUAUAUGCUGGACAGGAUCAACAUGUGGCUGUGGAACUCUUCCGUGGACGUGUACGUGUUAGCUUUGAUGUGGGAAAUUACCCAGUCUCUACCAUGUUCAGUUAUAAACGCGUUGAUAAUGGACAUCUUCACUCUUUAGAAAUGUUAAUCAAACAGAAAAACUUCACAAUGAAAAUUGAUCAUGACGGUUUCCCCAGGACUGUUGUUAAUCAAGGUCCACAAGAUUAUCUAGAAGUUGAUGAUGAUCUGUAUUUAGGAGGUUUACCUGCCAUUGUCAACACCAGAGCCUUUAAAAAGUGGCAUAUUAGGGAUGGAAUCAGCUUUAAAGGUUGUUUUAGCCAAGUGUUCAUCAACAGAAAACCACAAGAUUUAACUACAGCUAGAAAUAGUCAUAAAGUCACUCCUGGUUGCCAAUUGGAUCCUUGCCAAGGAAACAAAUGUGAACAUGGAAGAUGCAAGCCGCGCAAAAAUAAACCAGGUUAUCGUUGCAAAUGCAAAAGAGGCUUCUCUGGAACGUUUUGCAACAUACGGCCUACAUGUAGAGAGAUUGUGUUCCGUGAUACCUAUUCAGAUCCCAAAACAAAAUGUACCUCAAGAGCUAGAAUCAAGUACCGACGAUGUGAAGGAACAUGUGGAAAAACUUGCUGUAAGCCAAAAAAGAUCAAAACACGCAAAGUUCGUUUAUUCUGCCCUGAUGGAAGCAAUUACGUUUAUGAACUACCAGUUAUCAGAAAAUGUGGCUGUACAAAGUGUUAA
Molecule: messenger RNA, 4056 nt
Organism: Lottia gigantea (owl limpet)
Lineage: Eukaryota; Metazoa; Mollusca; Gastropoda; Lottiidae
Exons: 33
Coding region: 1-4056 (1351 amino acids)
Biological process (GO): axon guidance
Molecular function (GO): Roundabout binding; heparin binding; calcium ion binding
Source: RefSeq, a predicted model, not a curated record